ACGCAGAAUUUCCUACAUAAAAUAACAAACAUUCCUCAAAUAAUCUAAUUUGCGUUAAUCAUCGUUUUCUGCUCUUAUGAAGUAAUAUUUCAUAAAAAUAAAAAAAUCGCUGCGUUCUUGCGUUCCUAGCUCGCUUGUUUCUACCCGGUCAGGUUACGCAGAGGGACCGAGGCAACAUGACGGCGGUGGAUGAAAACACGGUUCAGACUGCGGGAGAAGGAGCAGAAAAUGACGAAGAGGCCAAACUACAGCUGUUAAAAGGUGCAGCCUUUCUGACCACGGUGGCGUCUGCAGGGAUGAUGGCAGGAUUUGGCUCCACGCUGGCGCUGGCCAAGAAGAAGAGCCCGGAGUGGUUCAGUAAGGGCGUGGCGGCGACGACGGCGGCCCCGGAGAGCGGCGCCUCUCUGGCCCUCAGAGCUCUGGGUUGGGGCUCCCUGUACGCCUGCUGCGGCGUCGGCCUGCUCAGCGUCACCGUGUGGAAAGUCCUCGGCGUUCACAGCUUACCAGAGUUCAGACGGAAGAUGCAGUCCUUCUUCCCGUCCAUCCCAAAGACCCCAGAACCGGCAGCUGGAUCUGAACCCGUGGACUGGGACGCCGUCUUCAAGUCAAAGUGAGCUGCUGCUGGAGGACCAAUCAAACGAGACGACAGAGAGACACUGAAAACACUGCGGAGAGACUCUGAGAAACCUCCGCUGGCGUGUUUCUGAAGAGCGGCCGAGACCGGAGAGUCUGGGUCCUGGUCCCAGGUCCCAGGUCUGGGUCCUGGUCCUGGUCCCUCCUGGUUGUAAAUAUUUGUGGGUUUUUAAAAGAAGCAGAACUGAAAACAUGUUGAAUUCUGUCUGAUGUGAAUCGUGAUGAACUGAAGUCCAGACCUGGUCUGUAAAGGUCAGAGGUCACGGUGACGCGUUGGCUUGAUGUAGGACGUCAUGGCGUCUAAAAUAAAGUGUUUCAGCCGUUCUGUGUCUCAGCAGGAGGAACACGUUCAGUCUGAACACACGAGCCCUUUAGUGGAGCUUUCCGCCACAUCACAUGGUCUUCCUCAGCAGACAGACGGCGUCCUGGUUGGUGCUCGAAUUUCCUGUUUUUUUUUGGAAGCACUUAAAGUAAAAAGGCAACAACCAGGACGCCGUCUGUCUGCUGAGGAAGACCAUGUGAUGUGGCGGAAAGCUCCAGGUAGAGACUCGACGAACAUCUGAGCGUCACUUCGACGCAGAAACUGUUUGUUGUGACGACUUUAUGAAGUUAUUAAAAGAUUAUUAAACCAAGUUUCAGCCGUCUGCUCUGUGAUGAACUCAUGAAAUAUCAGUAGAAAUCGUGUACAAAUACUACAAGUAUAAGUCCUGCAUUCAGAGUUUUACUUGUGUAAAAGUAUUUAAAGGAUCAAAAGUAAAAACUGUGUGUGCAGAAUAAAACAAUGUUUACUGUAUAAA
This is a messenger RNA of Micropterus dolomieu (smallmouth bass), 1430 nucleotides long. RefSeq names its product transmembrane protein 242 (gene tmem242). The transcript is spliced from 4 exons. The record is from RefSeq and is a predicted model, not a curated record. Lineage: Eukaryota; Metazoa; Chordata; Actinopteri; Centrarchiformes; Centrarchidae. Bases 177 to 614 code for a protein of 145 amino acids.